Molecule: messenger RNA, 2378 nt
Organism: Onychostoma macrolepis
Lineage: Eukaryota; Metazoa; Chordata; Actinopteri; Cypriniformes; Cyprinidae
Gene: srsf5b
Product: serine and arginine rich splicing factor 5b
Exons: 8
Coding region: 164-985 (273 amino acids)
Cellular component (GO): ribonucleoprotein complex; nucleus; cytoplasm
Molecular function (GO): mRNA binding
Source: RefSeq, a predicted model, not a curated record
UGUUCCUCGUGCAUCAGUCAGUAGUGCAGCGGUUGUGUGGUGUUCGGAACUGAUCUCAGAACAGCGCUGAGCGUCGCUCGCUGCUCAACGUUAUACUGACUCCAUUUUGUGUGAAGGGCCAUUCGCACAGACACGACACAUUCAGAGGAGAAACAUCAGCAAGAUGAGCGGUUGUCGUAUUUUCAUCGGUCGAUUGAACCCCUCUGCUCGAGAGAAGGACGUCGAGCGGUUCUUCAAGGGUUAUGGAAAAAUAAGGGACAUUGACCUGAAAAGAGGCUUCGGAUUUGUGGAAUUUGAUGAUCCGAGAGAUGCAGAAGAUGCUGUUUAUGAGCUUGAUGGGAAAGAGCUCUGCAAUGAGAGGGUGACCAUUGAACAUGCCCGUGUCCGUCUGCGUGGGGGCCGAGGCCGUGGUGGUGGUGGCGGCGGCGGUGGUGGAGGACGUUUUCCUGGUCGGUAUGCUCGUGGCUCCCAGGACAGCCGGAGGAAUCCUCCACCAAUGCGCACAGAGAAUCGCCUCAUUGUGGAGAAUUUGUCAUCAAGAGUCAGCUGGCAGGAUUUAAAGGAUUUCAUGAGACAAGCUGGAGAGGUUACUUUUGCAGAUGCCCAUCGGCCAAAGCUUAAUGAGGGUGUGGUUGAGUUUGCUUCUCAUAGUGAUCUAAAAAAUGCCAUGGAGAAGUUGUCUGGGAAGGAGAUCAAUGGAAGGAAAAUCAAACUUGUCGAGGCGGCCAGGAAAAAAUCCAGAACUCGGUCCCGUUCAAAUAGCUCUUCCCGUUCUCGUUCCCGAGGGCGCUCCACGUCACGUUCUCGUAGCCGCUCCCAUUCCCACAGCCCCAAAUCGCAUAACCGCUCCAGAAGCCGGUCCCGUUCGGCCAGUGCUUCUCCUGUGCGGCCCAAAGAAGCACCACGUGCUGAAUCGGCAUCACCGCCGCCCCCAGCACAGCGCCCCCCACCGUCCCGCUCCCCAUCUGCUGACAGUCGUCAUUAGCCUCCACUGCCCUGUGUGCUGAGAGAUGCAUCUGUGGUCAAUACUGCAAGAGGCUGAUGAAGUUAGCAAUAUUGUCCCAUCUUUGGUCAGUUUAGGUCCUGUAAGUGGAGGGACAGCCUCUCUACAUGCCAGGAGUUUCACAGCACGGGCUCUGUUGCUAGUUUAAAGGCAUUUGAUGGGAGAAUCACAUUAAAUCAGGAAUAUACUGCUGUUUUUGGGUGUUUUUUUUUUUUAAGUUCAUGUCUAAAAUGGGUAUGUGGUUGUUAUUUUUAUCAAUAUAUACAGAGUGAGGUUUGGUUGUUGAGAGUCUUUAAUUGUAAAAAUAUAUAUUGUUUUCAAUUAUUGCGACCCUAUGAUGUGCGUUGAAAAUACUGAAUUAGGGUUUUAUAAGUAAUACAUAGUAUGAAUCCUGAAAAGAAAAAGGCUUUUAGUGCUUCAUGAAAUGCUGAUAAGAAUAUGAAUUUCAAGUGCAAGAACUGCCACACAAAAUGAGGUGCAAAAACAAAAUGAGGAGCAAGGCCAGAACAGCCAUUUCAUAUCCAAAAUAUCCACCUUUUUCUUCAACGCGGAAGUAAACCUAUGGGUGAGACUUCCGGGUCAUUAGCCGCUAUAGAGACCGGCAUUUAGACCCAUAGAAUUUACAAAUGGCUGCACCCAUUUUUACGGCAAGAAAAGGGUGGUAAAAUGAAGUUUCUAAUACUUUGCGGGUCUUUCAGUGUUUUAUGAAACCGCUUGUGCUGUUUGGGCCAGCUGACUUUAUUUUUGUUACUUCAUGAAUAUACGGUAUGUUUAAUUGUUUGUAAUGUGGAUGCUUUAAUUAUAAUCAAAGAAUCGCCCAAGUUCCCUCCGUGCUGCAUGAUAAAAGAGAUCUUUUCUCAUUUGUGAGCCCCGUAUCAUAUACACCAGGGAUCCACUUUCCUGCAGAGUUUAGCUGUAACCCUAAUCAAACACACCUGAACAUGCUAAUCGUUGUCUUCAGGAUCAUUAGAAAAUCACAGACAGGUGAGUUUGAUCAGGGUUUUAGCUAAACUCUGCAGCAGACUGGCCCUCCAGGGUAAGAUUCGAGGAACCCUGAUAUACACCCUAUUCAAAUGCAUUUAAUUUUUAAUUGUGGAUACGCAUUUCAAUGUUGCAUUAGUUUGUAGGAGUAAAUUAUGCUUUUUUUGCAAUGCAUAGUUUCUUUUGUUUAACAAAACAGGAUAUGAUUUUAAUAUCAUUUCCGAUGUAUCGAGUAUUCCGGUUUUAUGUAAAAAUCAGGUUUUGUCUGGAUAUGUUUUGAUGCAUGUGUUACCUUUCUGUACCAUGGUACAAAUAUUACACAUGAAAAUGUUUUUGAUCAUUUAUAAAGUUUGUGUAGCACUGUUAAAAAUGAAUAAAUUACCGAAAAAUGUUA